Amoebophrya sp. A25 is the source of this 3218-nucleotide messenger RNA. Lineage: Eukaryota; Dinophyceae; Syndiniales; Amoebophryaceae. The record is from the annotation of a GenBank genome assembly.
AGGUUUCCGGUUGAAUAUCCAGAUGCAGAUCAGCUUGAAGAAAGUUACACGUGCACUGCAUAACGCUUACAGCUUUAGAAGAACAAGAAGUUUCCAAAAAGAAUAGAUGCUCAUACGCCAAAUAGGCCCUACCUAGUACUAGAAUGAAAAAGAGGCGUCUUUUUUGACGCCGAUAACGUUAACCAAACAGUGUCCCGUGCUGGGUAUAUCAUCAUCAUUAACUAUCUACAAUUACAAUCAAAUAACAUAAAGAAAAACAACAGCGACAUCGCUUGUCGUGCGGUAAUUUUAGACAUAAGCAUGGUAGCCUUGUGUGUGGGCGAGCAAGAAGGUAGUCCAGGGCACCAAGACGUUGACAUGGACGAGGCGACGGAGUCGCCGUCAACAAAGCGUGAUUUCUAUACGAAUACGAGCAGGGUGGAAGGUGAGAUUUCCACGACGGCGACAACUUCCAAGAACGUGAUGGAGGACCUGCACGCGAAUAUUCUUAAGACUUCGCCUUCUAAUAAUUCAUUGAUUCAUCUUCUUUUCUUUGAGAAGAAUCUUGGAGCCUGUGCCUGUCGUUUCCUCAGCGGAAAGCACGUCAAAGAUACAACUUCCUAUGUCAAGCACCUCCUCUCCCUUUCAUGCUGAACUUACUCCCCGAAUGGGUAGACUAUUAUUAUUAUGAUGAUGAAUUAAGGGAAGCUCUAAUCUUCGGGUGCCAUCCGACUAUCGUCCGGAUGAACACCGACUGGAGACCUUCUGGACCUUCUCCUACGACCGCAAGCACAAAAACAAACAGAAACACACGGCCGCCAAAACAGGAACGACUCCGAGAGGCAUCGACAAUAAUUCCAGCAAUGACGAUUCAGAUGCCGUUAAUCCAGCGGCCAUCCGUGAGUCAGCGGCGGAAAAGAUAGUUGAAGCAGAUUCAGUCGCAGCCGAUGGAGCACCAGUGGUAGUCAUGCACGUUUCGAAAAGUGCAAUGCCAGUCGCGAACAACAUCCUCAAAGCUGAACAAGUUAACGUUAAGACGACAGAGCCCUAUUUUUGACAAUUGAUUUUUUUGACGACUCACUUGUUGACCACGAAUGCCACUACACAUACUACCUGGAGGAACGCCAAGCUGCAACUGCAAGUCCGAGCAGCUUAGACAAAAAAACUAUUGGAGUACCACUGUAGUUAGGAGGGAUCUAAGUAAAGAUACAACGCUGCUUAUACUCUAACUGAUGACCGUCUGCUGCCUCCUCCUCCACCACCAGCACCCCACUCGCUGUGUCGUCCUUUCACCUCCCCACUGGUCAGGACAAGAACGCAGCAGCACAGCCCGACGCCUCACCGGCUUCCUCUGUGGGCAGUCGGAUCCUCGAUAGCAAGCGGUACUUGUCAUCGAUCAAGGAACUCGGAACUUUCGGUACGAUCGAGGAAUUUUCGCGACAGUUCGCGUUCGUCAAGGGCCCCAACGAACUUGGAAAAGAGUACAACAUCAACCUGUUCCGGAAAGGCUACAUGCCACUCUGGGAGCAAAUGCCUGAAGGAGGCUGCUGGAUCAUCCGCAUCCAAAAGAACUGGAGCAGGGUACUAACUUGGCCAUCACUUCUGCAAUAGUUUUGUCGCGUAAUGAAUACGUUCAUGCUGGUCCCCAGAAUUAUUUUCUGCUUCUUGUGUUUCUGUUUGUUAUUCUUGUUAAACAUCAAAGAGCGUAAUCAUGUCCAAUGGCGUCGAGAAGCAGUCAACGUACUAACACUCGGGCACGCACUAUGAUCUCUCGCAGGCACGACUAGUAACACGUUAUAGUCUUAACUUGUUAAGGCUUGGCUUUGCUCAAAUUCAUUUCAGAUCGAUCAAGCGACGCGAGAAGUGCGACCGUCGUACGUGGCAGAGAGGAUGUGGGUGCGGAUGAUUCUCGCUCUAGUAGGCGAAAGCUGGAAUUUGCCAGACACAGUCGGAGUCGUUUUGACUUACGCCUAGUGCUUAUAAUUCCCUCUACUUGGAGUUCGAGGUACUUAGAACUAACAUCCAAGAAUAUCCGCAUCCAGAAGACCAAAUUAGUACUCAGUACUCCAACUCCAACUCCAACUCCUCAAAUUGUAGUACUUAUAUUAAAUGCACCUGAAUGGGUAUGAUCUCCACGAAGAGAUAGAAAUAAGUCCGGUCAAGCUCUAAACAAUCACACGUGGGAGCUGCGACGUGCUGUCAUUAUGGAACCUGCAUGCCUCGCAGAAGCUUGCGAUUGGAGAUUAUGUCGGGUCUCUACAUUCCUUGCAAAAGCAGUGACUAAGCUCUAAUCCUUGACUUUGACCUCGCGUGUUCAUGUCAGCAUUUACAUCAAAGAACUCCUUUCAUUUUCAAGCGCUCCGCGAGGUCUUGGAGCUGAGUGACCAUACGCUCAUCCAGUACAAGGAACACGCCAAAUCCAUCGCGGACAAUUCGACAUACCUUAACGCAACGAAUUUCAUGGUCACUAAUGAGUAAAGAUGUCAAACAGCUGGAAGAAAAAGGCGAGUUGGUGAGGAUAUUGAUUUGCUGUGACGUGACGGAAUAGAUGAUAGCGCUGAGAUCUUCUAGUAUCUCCUACGAACAACAUCAAUAUUUGGAGAAGAUUUUGAUUUGUUGUACAUCUUCUACAUCCCAUUUCUACAGGAUUAUUUAAAUCACAACUACUAGAGCUCGUUGUAACCGAACCGUUUUUGGUUCGGAUAUCGUUCGCUUUCCAGAUCGACUGAUGAUCCUUCUGGAAAACGUCAACUGAAUAAGUAGAUAACGCUGAUCGAUGAGUAAAGGUAAACGAUUUUGUUUCAUAAAUUGUAUUUUUUGUCGACACGACUAAAUUAGUCGUCCUCGCCGUGAUGAUAUAGUUAUGCGGUCGUGUUGUUUUGUUGUAGUUUUUCAUUCUCACAUUCACUCUGUUCAAUGUCCAUUGAAGAUUGCGGGUGCUAGUGAGCGAAUGGCAAGGUUUGAAGGUUGUACACGACGAGCAACACCGAAAAUCUCCUUGCAACUGUAGGGUUAUGUCACAGACACAUGGAGAUCUCUUUUGUCAAAUACAAUGAACAUAACCUUAGAUGAGUGACAUUCCAGAAACUUUUCUCAUUCUGUCGCAGAUGACUGAAAGCCUCUGCAGGCACGCAACACCGUCUGACGAAUGCACCGCCAUCGAACAUGAAGCGCAUUUUGGUGUUUUCAGGAUCGAAAUUAUGAUUUUCCCGUCAACCACCGACAUCAAAAAGUAGCAC